AUGGCUUCUUCAUCUAAAAUUGUGAAAAAAGUUAACAAUAUUAAUAAAAGUGAAUCAACAAUACCAGAAAGGCCGUUUGGUAAUUUAAAUCAAGAUGAUGAGAAUGCAGAAAUGGAGCCAAUUCUUACACAAGCUAUUGAUGCAAUUGAACAAGCUGAAUGGAGCGAAUGGUCUGGUGUUGGAAAGUUAGAACAUACAUUUUCAACGUUAAAAAAUGCAAAGGACCUGGAAUUGCACAAGUUAUAUAAAAUUAAAAAUAUAACUCGCGUUUCUUCUUCAUGUUCAGCAACAGGUGCAGCGACUAUGCUCCAUACUGACGAGUUUGCAAUGUAUCUUCCAGUUCGUUUCAACUUGAUGCCGAUCCCGACAUCAUACAACAACAAGUACUUCAAAAUCAUUGGAUUCAAAAGGUGCUUUGGAAGCAACUCUACUCCAUUAAUUGAUUUUAUCACUUUCAUCGUCAUUUGGGUCAUGAAAGAUGUUGACACAUAUCUCACUUGUACAACGAGAAUAUUUUAUGAUAUGCAAAUAAAAAACACUUCCGUGACAUUAACAAUGAUGAUGGGAUAUACAUGA
Clunio marinus is the source of this 576-nucleotide messenger RNA. The record is from the annotation of a GenBank genome assembly. NCBI's taxonomy places the organism in Eukaryota, Metazoa, Arthropoda, Insecta, Diptera, Chironomidae.